Cucurbita moschata (crookneck pumpkin) is the source of this 583-nucleotide messenger RNA. Its product is annotated as non-specific lipid transfer protein GPI-anchored 2. NCBI's taxonomy places the organism in Eukaryota, Viridiplantae, Streptophyta, Magnoliopsida, Cucurbitales, Cucurbitaceae. The record is from RefSeq and is a predicted model, not a curated record. The transcript is spliced from 2 exons. Bases 50 to 421 code for a protein of 123 amino acids. Gene Ontology annotation, molecular function: fatty acid binding. Gene Ontology annotation, biological process: systemic acquired resistance.
AACCAAAACCCAACUCCAUCUCUGCUUCAUCAAUCAACAUUUUACAAUCAUGGCCUCCUUUUCCUCUGUUUCAAAACCUCUCAUUGUGGCGGUGUUUGUAAUUCUGGUGGCUUCCGAGGGUUUCAUUGCCCCAGCUGGGGCGGCAGGAGAGUGCGGGAAGACACCGGUAGAGUCCGCGGCGUUGGGGCUGACGCCGUGCCUGGCGGCCACCAGGGAUGCCAGAGCUAAGGUUUCGCCGGCUUGCUGUAGCAGAGUGGCGGCGAUGUUUAAUACUUCUCCGAAAUGCUUGUGCGCUAUUCUGCUUUCGCCGGUGAGUAAGCAGGCCGGAAUUAAUCCGGCCAUUGCCAUUACCAUCCCCAAACGCUGCAACAUCAGAAACCGUCCCGCCGGCAAGAAAUGUGGGAAGUACACUCUCCCUUGAGACAGCAGCCCACACCCACUUUGAGAGAUGUUAUAAUGUUAUGUUAUAACUAUGCUACCAAAUUUCAUCCAAAUAAAUAAGGGAAUGAUUGUGUUAUUUUCAUAUUUACAUGUACGAGCGCUUUCUUUUAAAUAUAUUCGAUCCUCAAUAGAGGUUCAAACA